UUACAGCAGAAAAAGCAAACAAGAACUGGAAAAUGGGAAAACUUAUUCUAUAUGGAAUCGAUGGGAGUCCACCAGUUCGCUCGGUCCUGCUAACCCUUAAUGCCUUGGGGCUGGAAUUCGAGUACAAGAUUGUAAACCUGAUGACCGGAGAGCACCUCAAGCCGGAAUAUCUGAAGAUCAAUCCACUUCAUACUGUUCCUACCUUGGGGGACGAUGGCUUCUAUAUCAACGAUAGCCAUGCCAUCAAUGCCUAUCUGGUAAGCAAAUACGGCAAGGAUGAUACCCUCUACCCCAAGGACCUUCAAAAGCGGGCCAUUGUGGAUCAACGGCUGCACUAUGACUCCAGUGUCUUGGCCACCACGGGUCGUGCACUCACCGCCCCGUUGAGGGAGGGCAAGACCGAGAUACCCAAGGCUAGAUUCGAUGCCCUGGAAGAGGUCUACAAGACACUCGACUUGUUCCUGGCAAGCAAUGACUUUCUGGCUGGAAAUUACCUAACCAUCGCUGAUUUCCACGUCAUCGCAGUGCUUUCAUCUACGAUACUCCUCCGUGAUGUGGAUGCCACCAAAUACCCAAAGUUGGCGGGUUGGAUUCAGCGCAUCAGGAGGUUGCCCUACUACGAGGAGGCCAACGGAUCACGAAUGUCGCAGGUUGCCAACUUUAUCAAGAGCAAAAAAUACACUAUUGUCUAAACAGCUGCUAUUUUUUACAUACAAAUCCUAAUAAACUAUAAUAUUUAUCAAAUCGAAA
This is a messenger RNA of Drosophila mauritiana, 750 nucleotides long. Its product is annotated as glutathione S-transferase 1-like. NCBI's taxonomy places the organism in Eukaryota, Metazoa, Arthropoda, Insecta, Diptera, Drosophilidae. The record is from RefSeq and is a predicted model, not a curated record. The transcript has a single exon. The coding region runs from base 33 to 692 and encodes 219 amino acids. Gene Ontology annotation, biological process: glutathione metabolic process. Gene Ontology annotation, molecular function: glutathione transferase activity.